UUGCUUCUGUGUUUUCAAUCCUUGUAUUGAUUUUGAGAAAAAUGGAUCCAGUGAGUCUCUGUCUUUCACCUUUGUGUUCUUGCAUGCAAAUCUUUGUUACGCCUCAGAGCAUUAGCUAUGUGUUCCGAACCAAAGAGAAAAUUGAUGAUUUGAAGAACACCAUGAAAAAUCUCAUGGCCACGAAGGAGGAUGUUCAGAGAAAGCUUGAUUAUCCUCAACACAACGGGAAACUACUCGAUAAUCAACAUCAAGUUAAAGACUGGCUUCGCGAUGUUGGAGAAAAGGAAGAUAAAGUAGAACGAUUAUUGGAUGAAUAUGGCAAAGGUAAUUGUGUUCCAGCAGGCUCUUGUUCUCUAAAUUGUUUUUCAAGGUAUAAAAUUGGCAGGAAUGCAUUCAAAUUGAAAGAGGAGAUAACUCAGUUGACAGCAAAACAGCCAGAAAUCAAAUUUACCGACAUACCACCGCCUAAACUAGUUCCUGAAUCAUAUAAAACAGUGGGGAAAGAAAUCAGGUCCAACGUUGAUAUUGCUCGCAGUUAUCUGGCAGAUGAAAGAGUUGGUAUAAUUGGCAUAUGGGGCAUGGGGGGUGUAGGCAAGACCACACUCUUGAAAAGAAUCUACAAAUCAUUGUUAGAUGACGCAAACAUGGGAUUCAAUCAUGUGUUAUUCAUCGAAGCUUCAAAAGGUAUUAAGCUGGAAGAACUUCGAAAGAGGAUUUCCGAAAGUUUGCAAUUGCAGCGUGCUGGUAAAGAAGACAUCUUCAAUGUUUUAAAAAUUAGCAAUUUUGUAUUGCUCUUGGAUAAUAUAUGGGAAGAAGUAGAUCUUAUUAAUUUUGGAAUUCCCCAUCCUUAUAGUGAUGAUAAUUCCACCAAACAAUAUAAACACAAAGUGAUUUUCACUACUCGAUCAGAAGAUGUGUGUGCCCAGAUGGGAGCAAGUAAAAGGAUUAAAGUCGAAUGCUUGGGAUCAAAUGAGGCAUGGGAUCUUUUCAAGGACAAUGUAAAUCUAGAUAUUAUUGAGUUAAAUGAAGAGUUCAAAAAAUUAGCAAGACAAGUGAUGAAUGAGUGCAGUGGUUUACCUCUUGCUCUAAAAGUGAUCGGUAAGGCCAUGUCAAACAAAAAAAGUAUCCCCGAAUGGAACUGUGUUUUGAGAUCACUGAAAAGUUCAAGUACCAGAGUAGUUCAAGGCAUGGAGGAAUCAUUAUUUCCCAUUUUGAAGUUCAGUUAUGAUAAUCUACCUGAUAAUAUCAAAGAGUGCUUCUUAUUUGGGUCAAUGUUGCGGAGGAUAUCUAAAUAUGAACUUUCAGAAUGUUGGAUGGGUUUAGGCCUGAUUGGUGAUUUUGUCGAUAUGCCAGAAGCUUAUGACAAAGCAGAAUAUAUCCUCAAGAUUCUAGAGGAAUCAUGUUUAUUGUAUGUUUCUGAUGAUGGUCGUGUGCACUUCCAUGAUGUCAUUCAUGAGAUGGCAAAGUGGAUAGCAUCAGACUACGGGAUGAACAGGAAUAAAUGGAUAGUGAAAGACUAUCAUGUGUCCACAGAAAUAUCUACAAAUGACACAGAGAAUUGGAGAUUCGCAAAACUAGUGAUUAUGGGUCGCAUCAAGCUUUUGCCAAUUUUGUCUCAUCAAUGCUCUGAUUUGAUGUGUUUAUUCAUAAAAUCUAGUUUUGAUUUGGAAAGAAUUCCUGAAGGAUUUUUCCUGCAAAUGCCAAAUUUGAUAUGUUUGGAUCUUUCACUCUCUGAUAUCAAAGAGCUUCCAAAGGACAUCAAAUGUUUGGUUAAUUUACAGUACCUAAAUGUUUCAUCCACAGCGAUCUCAUCACUUCCAAAGGAGUUGGUAUAUUUGAAUAAAUUGCAAUAUCUGUUAUGCGGAGAUACAAAGCUUAGCAAGGUAAAGGAUGGUCUCAUGUCAAGAUUACACAAGUUGAGAGUCAUUGACCUACAUCCGACUGGGUGGUUAGAACCAAAAGAGUUAUAAAUGUUGAAGAAACACAGCAACAUCAAAGCAAUAGGAAUGUGUGUAGUAUCACAAGAGGUUUUCCAACAACUCUCAUGUUUGCCAACAACCGGACUUUAUAUACAAAAUUUGGAUAACUUAAUCUCUCUUUCAUAUGAUACUUUGAGUUGCAAGAAUCAUGGAUUCUUGCAAGAACUAACAAUUGAUUCAUGCCCACAGCUUAAGGAGCUUGUGAUGAAUGGAAGUGAGACUCACCUCAAUAACCUCACAAUCUCUAAUGUUGAAAAACUGGAGAAUCUUAUUUGGAGAGAUAUACCGCCUCAAAAAAAUUUUCCUAUGUUGAAGAAGUUAGUUAUAUAUAAAUGUAAUUUGGUGAAUUUUUCUUGGGUCCUGCAUCUCCCAUGCCUUUUUUAUUUAAAAAUCCAAGAUUGUACGGUGCUGGAAACAUUAUUUUAUGUGGAGGAGGAGAGAGAAAUCCAACCAGUCUUGGAAGUCCCUAUGUUUCCUGCCCUGAAAUAUUUAUAUUUAAGUGACCUAUCAAAUUUAGUGAGCAUAAACAAUUUUGCAUUGGAUUUCCCGAGACUUUCAUUGCUUUCAGUUUGUGGAUGUCCUAAUCUUAGAGUGGAAUGAUGCGUCACCUUACCAUUAUACCACUAUUAUGGCUG
Dioscorea cayenensis subsp. rotundata (Guinea yam) is the source of this 2614-nucleotide messenger RNA. RefSeq names its product probable disease resistance protein At4g14610. NCBI's taxonomy places the organism in Eukaryota, Viridiplantae, Streptophyta, Magnoliopsida, Dioscoreales, Dioscoreaceae. The coding region runs from base 42 to 1970 and encodes 642 amino acids. The transcript has 2 exons. Gene Ontology annotation, molecular function: ATP hydrolysis activity; protein binding; ADP binding. The record is from RefSeq and is a predicted model, not a curated record.